Lolium perenne is the source of this 414-nucleotide messenger RNA. Lineage: Eukaryota; Viridiplantae; Streptophyta; Magnoliopsida; Poales; Poaceae. The record is from RefSeq and is a predicted model, not a curated record.
AUGCCGCAUCACCUCCACGGCCAGGGGGCCCCGCGCCGGCCAGCCGCCGCGCCGCCACGGCCAGCCGCGCCCCUAGCCGGCCCGCCUGGCUCAGAUCUGGCCCGGUCGCCCACGACCGCCGGAGCCCUCGCGCGGCCAGCGGGCAGCAGUGGCCGCGCCCGCCCGCAGCCUGAGACGCGAAGCCCGGAGAUCUCCCGUGCGCCGCUCCCCGCGCCCGUCCAGGCCACCAAAACGCCGGCGACGGCACGCCUCCACCGCGCCGCCAGGGGCCAGAAGCACCUCCGCGCCCGCCGCACGCUGCCGCGCCCCAGCACGCCGCCGCGCCGGCCGCACGCCGCAGCACCCGCCGUCCUAGAGCCGCGCCCGAGCGAGCUCCCUCUCACAAACUGUCACUGUUGUAUCUUACAGAUUUGA